Molecule: messenger RNA, 414 nt
Organism: Acaulospora morrowiae
Lineage: Eukaryota; Fungi; Glomeromycota; Glomeromycetes; Diversisporales; Acaulosporaceae
Source: the annotation of a GenBank genome assembly
CACACAAGAGAUCCAUUCGCUGUCUUGUGUUUGAAAUAUUCGUUCGUUAUGGCCUUGGUGAGAUGGAAGACUUCAAAAGUUGCAACAGAUUACGUUCAGCAAACAAAACAAAAGAAAACUAUUGAGUUGGCGGAAAUAGAACGCAUCGAGGUACUGCUUCAUUUUUCCAUACAUCUUACAGUGUUUUCUUACAAUGUUAUUCCAACCAUAUCCAUCUAUUGGCGUUGUAGGUUCGGAAUAAGACAAGAUGAGAGGAAACAUAGCGUUAAUGAAACCGAUACGCACACAAAAUCACUUUUUUCUAAAGAGGAAUGGAAAGAAAUUAACGUCUCAGAAAUUGGUAAUAGGCUAGAACUUGAAGAGUCUCUUAAGGAAUUAUUAAAAAAAUACACGGUUAAUGAUGUUGAAAAGUGA